This is a messenger RNA of Xyrauchen texanus (razorback sucker), 3022 nucleotides long. RefSeq names its product transient receptor potential cation channel, subfamily C, member 4 associated protein b (gene trpc4apb). The record is from RefSeq and is a predicted model, not a curated record. The transcript has 19 exons. The coding region runs from base 10 to 2328 and encodes 772 amino acids. Lineage: Eukaryota; Metazoa; Chordata; Actinopteri; Cypriniformes; Catostomidae. Gene Ontology annotation, cellular component: Cul4A-RING E3 ubiquitin ligase complex. Gene Ontology annotation, molecular function: phosphatase binding. Gene Ontology annotation, biological process: ubiquitin-dependent protein catabolic process.
GGAAAAGCAAUGGCGACGAGGGGCUCUGGGUUUUCACGGACCCAAAAAAGCCGCGGAAAUUCAAGCAAAAACGUAUUUAAUAAAAUCCAACAUGGCCAAAUCACUGGUGUGGGGCUUACUAGAGGUACUCAGGUUCCUAUUGCUCUCCUGGAGGAGAGAGAUAAAAGAGCUCAAUGGCAUGGAAUUCCAGUGUUAUUGAGGAGACUUCAUGAGAGCAGCCACCCUAACAGUGAUCUCACCAAGAUUCACUGCAUGGUCAUGGAACUGUCAUCAUUGCUUUCUAUGGAGGCCAUGUCAUUUGUUACAGAGGACCGCAAGACGCCACAGGAAUCUCUUUCACCCAAUACGUAUACGUUUGACCUGUUUGGAGGAGUUGAUUUGUUUGUGGAGAUCCUGAUGACGCCAACACUCACAGUACAGGGAGACCUACCUAUAUUGAGUGAUGAUCUUAUCAAGGAUUGUCUGAGUGUUCUUUACAACUGCUGUAUAUGUACAGAGGGCGUUACAAAAAGCCUUUCAGUGAGGGAUGAUUUUGUCAUAUUCCUUUUUACUCUCAUGUCUAACAAAAAGGUUUUCCUUCAAACUGCCACUCUUAUUGAGGACAUUUUGAGUGUGAGGAAGGAAAUGAUCCAACUAGAAGAAAUUCCCAACCUGCCCAGUCUGGUCCAAAGCUUCAACCAGCAGCAGCUGGCCAACUUCUGUCGUAUCCUCUCUGUUGCCAUAUCAGAGCCAGAUGUUGGUGUGGAUGACAAACACACUCUUCUGGCCCGCAGUACCCAGCAGAAGACCAACACCUGCCCAUCACGUGCUGAGAGAAACCAGAUGGCUCUGCUAAAUAUCUCAGGGUUUAUUGAGCGUCUUUGUAAGCUGGCCACACGGAAAGUUUCAGAAGCAGAUGGUGCUUCUGCCAGAUUGGAACUGGAGGACUGGCACAGUUGGCUUGACAAUGCCCUGGUGCUGGAUGCCCUCAUGCAGCUAGCGAUUGAGGAAGCGGAGCAGAGUAGUACAGAGUCGUCUGAUGAGAGUUCCUUGUCAUCCAGUCCACUCAGACACAGGCUUCCCCAGUCCAUGAAGAUAGUCCAUGAGAUCAUGUACAAAGUGGAGGUUCUCUAUGUGUUGUGUGUAUUGCUUAUGGGCAGACAAAGAAAUCAGGUUCACAGAAUGCUGGCAGAGUUCAGGUUAAUUCCAGGACUCAAUAACCUGUUUGAUAAGCUGAUCUGGAGGAAACAGCCUUCAAGCCAUGUCUUACACCGGCAGAACCAGAACUGCGAUUGCAGUUCGGAGAUCUCGUUCAAAAUUCAGUUUCUCAGGCUGCUGCAGAGCUUCAGUGACCACCACGAGAAUAAAUACCUCCUUCUAAGUGGACAGGAGCUGAAUGAACUGAGUGACAUCUACCUGAAUGUGAACAUCUUUGAAAUGGAGUCACUGAAUAAUACAGACAGGAAUCUUGUGUGUGAUGGUAAAAAAGGUCUUCUCACACGGUUAAUCUCAGUUAUGAAGAAGGAGCCAAUUGAUUCAUCAUUUAGGUUUUGGCAAGCAAGAGCAGUGGAGAGUUUUCUGAGAGGAACACCGUCAUAUGCAGACCAAGUGUUCCUGCUAAGAAGAGGCUUGUUAGAGCACAUUCUCUAUUGCAUCAUCGACAGUGGCUGUAAGUCCCAUGAUGUACUUCAGAGCUACUUUGACCUACUUGGUGAGCUCAUGAAGUUCAACAUCGAUGCCUUCAAAAGAUUCAACAAAUUCGUCAACAGUGAGGAAAAGUUUCAGAUAUUUUUGACUCAGAUCAACAGCUCUCUGGUGGACUCUAACAUGCUGGUGCGAUGUAUUGUCCUUUCGUUAGACCGCUUUGAGAGCCAGAAUGAAGACAUUAAAGUGGUAGAAGUGUUUUCAGAGUGUCGUCUCUUGUCCUACAUGGCUCAAAUGGAGAACCGGCUGACCUUUCUUUUUAGACUGAUCAACAUCAUCAAUGUUCAGACUCUCACCCAGGAGAAUGUGAGCUGCCUAAACACCAGUCUGGUGAUUCUGAUGCUAGCCAGGAGGCGGGGCAAGUUGCCUCUCUAUCUGAGCGCUCUAAGAGAGAAGGAGUAUGCAGAAAAAUACCCCGGCUGCCUGCUCAACAACUUCCACAAUCUGCUGCGCUUCUGGCAGCAUCACUACCUCAACAAAGACAAGGACAGCACCUGCCUUGAGAAUAGUUCUAGUAUUCCAUUCACCUAUUGGAUGGAGACAGUUUCAGUACUUCUGGGUUCUGGUAGAAGCUCACCCUGUGCCAUCGCCUCUUACAUAGAUAAAGCCUACAGGGACCUGGACAGAGACUUCUUAGAACUGUGACUGUCGAGACUGUGUGAUAUUUUAAACUACUUAGAGGACUCCUUUCCACAGAAUGUCAUCAAUGUGUAUGAAUUUAUUAGACUUGGUCCAUUCAGAUGCAUUACAAAAUAGGGGUUUGUGGUUGAAGUUCUCUUAGUGUGUGGACGUGUGUGUGUGUGUGUGUGUGUGUGUGUGUGAUGAGUGUGGAUGUAGGUUCGAAUGAAUACCCAGAUGACAUGCUAGUGAGGGUGUUGAUCUGCUUGAUUGUGUGUGUUGGCUGGCUCUGGUGAUAUCAUGGCUCAGACUCAGAGUAUUAGCUGUGCAGCAGAUGUGUGCUUUGGAUUAUGGUGGAGGUGUGUGUGUGUGUGUGUUUACAAUGGCACUUCACUCAGGAUGUUUUACUGUCAGUCCAUAGAUUUACAUCUGCCUUGUUCUCUAGUGCACAAGCUCUCUCUCAUCUCUCCUGUAGGUUGAGUUGUCACACCUGGACAUAAAUUCCUGUAAGUUGUCAGGAAGAGCCUCACUGCCCACUGGCUGUGAAAUUCAGGGACUUCCCAAAGUCUUAUGUUGGUGGUUGGCUUAGUUUACAUUAUGCCUGUAUAUUUAUGUAAUGUAUGUAGUUCUCACUUGAUCUUUAAAUUUACCUUGUCAGUCCCAAACUCAAAGUGACGACACAAUUGCAAGAAAAUAAAAUAAAUAAAUUGUUUUAUCACAA